Messenger RNA from Mycena citricolor, 811 nucleotides. NCBI's taxonomy places the organism in Eukaryota, Fungi, Basidiomycota, Agaricomycetes, Agaricales, Mycenaceae. The record is from the annotation of a GenBank genome assembly.
CCCGACCGCACCGCGACCUUGAACCCGCGGAUGAAGACGGUCUGGUUGUCGCGCCAGGUCUCCUCGCCGGCCCGGCGGGCGCUGGGCCCCGAGUUCGCGAAGGAGCUGAUGGUCUCCCACCCCCAGCUGUACGCGCCCCCGACAGUCCCGACCUGGGCCGCGGUGCAGCGCAGCGAGAGGCCCGUCACGCGGUGCUGGUUGUCGAGCGCCGCGACGCUCCAGGACGUGCACUUGUCGAACCCGGUCACGAGGUACAGGUCGUCCUCGUCGAUAUCGCGCUCGAGCGUCUCCGACGCGAAGGUGUACCAGCUCCGGGCGUGUUUGAUCGCGUACUUGCGGAAGCGCUUGAGCGGCAGCGCGUCGGUGCGCGACGCGCCGUCGGGGAGGACCAGGAGGCCGAUCUGGCGCGACGUGUUGGAGAGCUCGAUGUCGAUCGACGCGCCGGCGCAGGGAGGCACGAAUCUGCCCUCGCGAAAAGGCCAGCGUCAGCAUUGGCCGCUGAAUGGGCAGAAGACGCACAUGUUCCCGUCAACGCCAGCCUGGAAGUCAACCCUCCGCUUCUUGAUCGCAGCGCUGCAGAUAUCUGACCCGGGCUUAACCCAUUCGUCCCGCCGCGCGAGCUCCGCGGGUUCGUUCAGCGCCAGCCGCUCGAAGCCCGCGGGGACGCCCAUGACGUUGAGCGCGUCGUCCGCCUCGCGGCACACGUUGAAUAGAACGCUGACAGAUCCAUCGAACGCGAUAUGGCACACGUCCCCGACCUGCGUGCCAUGCAUGCGGUACUCGGCGGGCGACGACUCGAACGGCUGCGGGA